Ilex paraguariensis (yerba mate) is the source of this 1140-nucleotide messenger RNA. NCBI's taxonomy places the organism in Eukaryota, Viridiplantae, Streptophyta, Magnoliopsida, Aquifoliales, Aquifoliaceae. The record is from the annotation of a GenBank genome assembly.
AUGGAAAUCGAAUCCAAUGAAUAUCCAGUCCUAGUGGAAAUGGAAGAAGAAGAAAUUCCAGUUCACACUCCAGCAGUAGUAAAAGAACCCCCUAAAAUCCACCGCCUCGACGAGUCAGUCGUCAACCGAAUUGCCGCGGGAGAGGUCAUCCAACGUCCAGUGUCCGCCGUCAAAGAGCUCGUAGAGAACAGCCUCGACGCCUGCUCCGCCUCCAUAAACGUUGUUGUUAAGGACGGUGGCCUCAAACUCAUCCAAGUCUCCGACGACGGCCAUGGCAUCCGAUAUGAGGAUUUGCCGAUACUGUGUGAGAGGCACACGACAUCAAAAUUGUCUACGUUUGAGGAUUUACAAGGGAUAAAGUCGAUGGGAUUUAGAGGGGAGGCGUUGGCCAGUAUGACCUAUGUGGGUCACGUGACAGUAACGACCAUUACCAAAGGUCAAUUGCAUGGGUACAGGGUAUCGUAUAGAGAUGGUAUGAUGGAGCAUGAACCGAAGCCAUGUGCUGCAGUGAAAGGGACUCAGAUAAUGAUUGAGAACUUAUUUUAUAACAUGACUGCUCGGAGGAAAACACUUCAGAAUUCUGCUGAUGAUUAUCCAAAAAUUGUGGACCUCCUAAGUCGUUUUGCCAUUCAUCACAUAAACGUGAGCUUCUCUUGCAGGAAGCAUGGAGCUGCUAGAUCAGAUGUACAUUCAGUUGUGACAUCCUCAAGGCUAGAUGCAAUCAGAUCUGUUUAUGGGGUGUCAGUUGCUCGUGAUUUGAUGAAGAUAGAGGCUUCUGACAAUGAUCCUUCUUCUUCAGUUUUUGAAAUGACUGGUUUCAUCUCCAAUUCCAAUUAUGUUUCAAAGAAGAUAACCAUGGUGCUUUUUAUCAAUGAUAGAUUAGUUGAGUGUGGAGCUCUGAAGAGGGCUAUUGAGAUUGUUUAUGCUGCAACCUUGCCUAAAGCAUCAAAGCCCUUUGUAUAUAUGUCUACUGUAUUGCCACUUGAGCAUGUUGAUGCAAAUGUUCACCCGACAAAGAGAGAGGUGCAAAUUUUUCUUGCAGUUAAAUAUUAUAAUUGUUCAUGCUUACUGGCAAAUGAUAUAGGUUUAUUGAUACAUCUAAUUUCUUGCAUUACCUCUGUGGUAAAAUGUGGUUUUUAA